GGGAGAGGAGCCGUUGUUUCUUAAGGGCGAGGCGUUUCCUGUGUGCGGGGAUGAAAAGAGGCGUUCCCGUAGCGUGCCCCUGGGGAUCUGAGGGGCUCGGUGGCGCGGCACGGCACGGUACGGUACGGUACGGUUCGGCGCGAUACCGUACGGUGCGACAGCCCCGCGGCGCUCCGGCGGCCCCUGCUCCUGUUGCCAUAGAGACAGGUCCCGCCCUGCUUUACGUGUUGAUUGGCCGGGCCAGACCCCCGUCCGGGCGUCGCGGAGAGCUCUGAUUGGAUAACACCGGACGCCGAGGCGAGAUUGCGCGACAAGCCGCACCGCCGCCAGCACCGCUUGCAUCUGCUAAAUCUAUUCCGGAGCCAAGGGUAGACAACCAGUACAAACGAAGUGUUCUUCUGUAAAUGGACAUCUGCUCUUGCAGUAUGGCCCAGGUACCCAGUAGCAAUGGAUUUAAACAGCGCUCAUCACCACCUUUGGCAGCCUCAAGGUCAAAAGAUGUGGACAAAGAGGAGGCAUUGCAGAUGGAAGCUGAAGCGUUAGCUAAGAUGCAGAAAGAAAGAGGUGUAACUGGUAAUAGACAAACUUUUCAUUCCUUAAGCAGCACCAAACAAAAAACACAGACUCAUAACAAACAGGACCAUGAUCUCAUGGUGUUUCCAGAGUCUGAUGCCAAGGGCAUGGAAGAUAAACUAAGAACCAUAGACGUAGAAAAACUUACUCAUGCUGAACUAGAGAAACUGCUGCUGGAUGACAGCUUUGAAUCUAGUAAAGUACCUGCGUUACCAGUAAGUCCUAUAUUGAGCCCAUCUGUGUCUUCACAACUUUAUCUUGGGCCUACAGGUCAGAGAAGACAGUGGAUGCCUGGAAUACCAGCACCUGUGACAUGCACUUUACCUCCUAUUUACCCCUCAGCUUCUUACACAAAACAAACUGUUGUAUUUCAUAAUGGAUUCCAUCCAACUAUGUCCUCCUGUGACUCUAGAGAGCCUGUUUACCUUGGUCUUCCAAGACAGUCCCAAUACAUUUCAUACCCAUUGGCAGCUACUACGCCUUUCCAUCCACAGGGAAGCCUACCUAUAUAUCCUUCAGUACUUACACCAGAAAUGGCACAAGUAUUUGACAAAAUUGCGAGCACCUCAGAAUUCUUGAAAAAUGGCAAGUCGGGCACGGACCUAGAAAUGAGUGCUAUAAAUUCUGCAGUUUCUAACCUACCAGCUUCGGAAAAUUGUGGGGACGUGAGUAAAUUUGACUGGUUAGAUUUGGAUCCCCUAAGUAAACCAAAAGUGGAUGGUGUGGAGACUUUAAAUAAGGCAGAGAAUGAUGGAGAUAAGGCUUCAAGUAUGGCUGCUGAAGAUCCAUGGGAUGCUGUGCUCUUAGAAGAAAAGCUGUUAGUUACUUGUCAUCUGGAACGAAAAGUUAAUGGUAAAUCUUCUGGAGCAACAGUUACAAGGAGCCAGUCCUUAAAUGUGCGAACAACUCAGCUUGCAAAGUUUCAGGGCCAAACAUCACAGUUGCAGAAAGACAAUGGGACCACUGGCAAGCUGACAGAAAAUGUGCUUCUCCAAGAAAUUGAAGGACAGAAUCAAGAACUGUCAGCUUUUUCUCAAGCAGUUACAAAAUUGAGGACCAAGUUUCCGUAUGCUAAUCGGCAAACAAAUCCAGGCUUUGUGCUGAGUCCAGUCACGCUGCAAAGAAAUAUAAAUGGGGAGAGUGCCAGUAUCAAGGUUUCUAUAGAAAUUGAAGAAUUCCAGCAACCAGUAACUUUCACGUGUGAUGUGAGUUCCCCUGUUGAGCUUAUAAUAAUGCAGGCGCUUUGCUGGGUGCAUGAUGAUUUGAAUGAAGUGGAUAUUGGCAGCUAUAUCCUGAAAAUCUGUGGCCAAGAAGAAGUUUUACAGAAUAAGCACUGCAUAGGAAGUCAUGAAUAUAUUCAGAACUGUCGGAAGUGGGAUACAGAAAUCAAACUGCAGCUCUUGACCCAUAGUGUAAUAUGCAGUGAUCUUGCACGAACAGAUGAUGAUGACAGAACACCCAUACAUCUAACCAAACACCUCUACAAAGUAGAAAAGCCUUUCAGAGAGCCUGUUAUAAGGUCUUCUAUUGAAGAGCUUUUUGAUGUAUAUCACAAGCAAGUUAACAUAGCUCUUAAAAAUGAGAACCAGCAUAAAGCAGUAGAUCAUGUAAUUAAGACUGUCAGAAAAAUCUGUUCUACAUUGGAUUGUGUAGAGACUCCUGCAAUAACGGAAUCAGUAAAGAAGCUAAGAAGGGCUGUUAAUCUUCCAAGGACUAAAAAUGCUGAGGUAUCCUUAAAGUGUGGUGAUGACAUUAGCAAGAGCUCAUCCAGUUCACUGCAGCUUGAAAACCCUCUGAAAGUGAGUAUAGACCAGUUAACAAGAGCAGUUGAAGCCCUUCUGCAACUCCACAUGAAUUCAUGUAGCAGUUCUGCAGCAACUUCUCCAAAAGUUGGUAAGAGUACCAAGGAGGCAUGGACUGCCACAGAACACCUCCAGUUCACAAUAUUUGCUGCUCAUGGAAUUUCUUCUGGUUGGGUAUCAAAUUAUGAAAAAUACUACUUGAUUUGUUCUCUGACCCAUAAUGGAAAAGAUCUGUUUAAACCUGUUCAGUCCAAGAAAGUUGGCACAUACAAGAACUUCUUCUACUUGAUUAAAUGGGAUGAACUCAUAAUUUUCCCCAUCCAAAUUUCACAGUUGCCUUUGGAAUCAGUCCUAUGUCUGACUUUGUUUGGAAUCCUAAAUCAAAGUAGUGGGAGUUCUCCUGACGCAAAUAAACAGAGAAAGGGUCCAGAAAUUUUGGGUCAGGUUUCUUUACCUCUUUUUGAUUUUAGGCGAUUGCUAACUUGUGGGACAAAGCUCUUGCAACUCUGGACCUCACAUCCACAUCACGCAUCAGGGGUGGCCAGUAAGAAAGGAAAUAUGGAAAGGAUAGUACUGCAGAUUGACUUCCCAUCACAUGCUUUUGAUAUUGAAUAUAAAAUUCCUGAAGCUGCAAAGACUACUGUGCAUCAUUCCAUAGAAACAUUAGAAAAACCAUUGAGACAACGCCUCUUUGCCAUUCUCUCCAAGGAUAACACUAUUGGCCUAUCAAAAGAAGAUAAGGAGUUUCUGUGGGAGAAGAGACAUUAUUGUCAUAGUCAUACAAAUAGCCUACCAAAAAUCCUGGUUAGUGCCCCUCACUGGGACUGGGCAAGCCUUCCAGAAAUAUAUUCACUACUUCAGCAGUGGCCUCCUUUAUCACCUUUAGCUGCACUGGAACUCCUUGAUUCAAAGUUUGCUGAUCAGGAAGUACGAAGUACAGCUGUGAAUUGGAUAGAGACAUUAAGUGAUGAUGAGUUAACAGAUUUCCUGCCUCAGUUUGUACAGGCAUUGAAGUAUGAAACCUAUCUUGAUAGUGCUCUCGUCAGAUUUCUUUUGGCCCGGGCACUGGGAAGCAUUCGAAUAGCGCACUACCUAUACUGGCUUCUUAAGGGUACACUGUAUGACACAAAGUUUGGUGUGAGGUAUGAGCAAAUUCUUGGAGCUUUUCUUUCAGUCUGUGGAAAAAGACUGAGGGAAGAGUUGGAGAAGCAGACCAAGCUAGUGCAGCUUUUUGGAAUGGUAGCAGAAAGAGUAAAGCAAACAAGUGGAUCUGCUCGACAGGCUGCCUUGCAAAAUGGCAUGGAACGUGUGCAGUUAUUUUUCUUGAAGAACAAAUGCCGCUUGCCUCUCAAUCCCAGUCUUGUGGCAAAAGAGUUAAAUAUUAAGGCAUGUUCUUUCUUCAGCUCCAAUGCAGUACCACUGAAAGUUGCAUUGAUAAAUGCAGACCCUCUGGGAGAAGAAAUCAAUGUGAUGUUUAAGGUUGGAGAAGAUCUGAGACAAGACAUGCUGGCUUUACAAAUGAUUAAGAUUAUGGAUAAGAUAUGGCUGCAGGAAGGACUGGAUCUUCGGAUGGUUAUCUUCAAGUGCCUCUCAACUGGAAAAGACCGAGGCAUGGUAGAGCUUGUUCCUGCUUCAGACACACUCAGGAAAAUUCAAGUGGAAUAUGGAGUGACAGGUUCUUUUAAAGACAAGCCUCUGGCAGAAUGGUUGCGAAAAUAUAAUCCUACAGAGGAGGAAUAUGAAAAAGCUUCAGAAAACUUCAUUUACUCUUGUGCAGGAUGCUGUGUAGCUACUUAUGUAUUGGGAAUUUGUGACCGCCACAAUGAUAACAUAAUGCUCCGAAACACAGGCCAUAUGUUUCACAUAGACUUUGGAAAAUUUUUGGGUCAUGCACAGAUGUUUGGUAGCUUUAAAAGGGAUCGAGCCCCUUUUGUGCUAACAUCGGAUAUGGCUUAUGUUAUUAAUGGUGGUGAAAAACCCACUAUUCGCUUUCAGUUAUUUGUGGAUCUCUGUUGUCAAGCUUACAACUUGAUAAGAAAACAUGCAAGCCUCUUCCUUAACCUCCUUUCACUGAUGCUUUCUUCUGGGUUACCAGAACUAACUGGGGUUCAGGACUUAAAGUAUGUCCAGGAUGCUCUCCAGCCCCAAACAACAGAUGCAGAAGCUACCAUUUUCUUUACAAGGUUGAUUGAAUCCAGUCUGGGAAGUGUUGCCACAAAGUUUAAUUUCUUCAUUCACAAUUUGGCUCAGCUGCGUUUCUCAGGUCUACCUUCUAAUGAUGAACCCAUUCUCUCAUUUUCUGCUAAAACAUACUCUCUUAAACAAGAUGGCCGAAUCAAACAGGUGUCUGUGUUUACGUAUCAGAAGAGAUAUAACCCAGAUAAACACUAUAUCUAUGUAGUGAGAGUUCUGCGAGAAGGGCAAGUUGAGCCAACGUUUGUCUUCCGAACAUUUGAUGAGUUCCAGGAGCUUCACAACAAACUUGGCAUUCUCUUUCCUCUUUGGAAGUUACCAGGCUUUCCUAAUAAGAUGGUUCUGGGAAGAACACAUAUAAAAGAUGUAGCAGCUAAAAGAAAAGUGGAGCUCAACAGCUACAUACAAAGUCUGAUGAACAGUUCUUCAGAGGUGGCAGAAUGUGAUCUUGUUUAUACUUUUUUCCAUCCAUUACUUCGUGAUGACAAAGUGGAAGGAAUAGAUGGAAUAGCCAGACCUACAGAUGCAAGUCCAUCAAGUCCUACCUCAGGCAAAGUGGGAGGAGAAGUGAAGCUAUCCAUAUCGUAUAGAAAUAGCACUCUAUUUAUCAUGGUGAUGCACAUUAAAGACCUGGUUACAGAAGAUGGCACAGAUCCAAAUCCCUAUGUGAAAACAUACUUACUUCCUGAUGCACACAAAACAUCCAAACGCAAAACCAAAAUCUCCCGGAAGACAAGAAAUCCAACUUUCAAUGAAAUGCUUGUGUACAGUGGAUAUAGCAUGGAGACUCUGAAACAGAGAGAGCUGCAGCUAAGUGUGCUCAGUGCAGAAUCGUUACGUGAGAACUUUUUCUUGGGUGGAAUUACACUCUCAUUAAAGGACUUCAACUUGAGCAAGGAGACUGUUAACUGGUCCUGCUGGAAGUCUCUUCCUAAGAUGUGCUACUUAGAAAUAAGAUCACUUAUACUGAUAUUCAUAGUUAGUGCAGAAUUCUACCCUCUCUUCUACCCAUGAUCUCCAAAAAUUGGAUGAAGACUGGCUGAAUGUGGUGCUGUAGGAAAUGUGCCCAGCUGCUCAGUGUUCUGAAAUGUCUGAAAUUCUAGAACAUUUAAUUAGUGCAGUGAUUAAAUGUGGAACAGAUUCAAACACUAAAUCCAAAGUGUAUUUUGCAGUUGUACUUCUAGGUAAAGAUGGCCUCUAGUAAAAAAAAGCACAACUACUGGAUGAAUUGCAGGCCAGAAAUGAGUUGCAUUAAUGAAGUGGAACUUGGUUACUUUUUAACAUUUCACAGCAAUACUGUUACUUCUCCCAGUAAGAACCAAUUCCUCUAAAAAUACUUGAUACCACAGGGGGUUAGGUUUGAAAUAUAUUGUGAGAGUGGAGUACAAAUGUCACUUAAUGUAUCUUGUUAAUGAUACCACUGGUUACUUUAUUAGGUGUUUCUGCACUUACAGGUGUAGCCUUUUUAUUCACCUUACUCAAUAUUUAGGAUCAUAUUCUGUCUAAACCAAGCUAUAAUGAUACACACUUUAGUACUAAAUCUUGAAGCAAGACAAGACUAUCACCACUGACUAUGACUAAGGGGAUUUUUGAAGUAAAAUAUGCAACUAUGAACAGAGAGAUAAUAUAGGGAAAGCCUUCUGUAUUCCCAACACUAAAAAUCUGUUUCGUAAUCUGGUUUUCCAUUCCCUGCUACUGACCAGUCUCUCUUCAGUACAGAAGAGAGAAGUAAACUUGAAUCUCCUGGUGCCUAAAAUAUUCAUGGUCCAAUUUUGUAGGAAUUAUUACAAUGAAAAUGCUAAGAAUAUCUUGAAUGUUAGAAACUGGGUUGAUACUAAUGGACUCUAACAAAACCCAGUUUUCUAGGCGUCUUCUGCAUAUUUUUCAUUUAGUAUAUAGCCUGUAAAUAAUAACCUAUAUAACUAACUUAGAUAUAUUUCCUGCUCACUUGAUGCUUUUGAGACUUACUCCAUUCCAUCAUUAGAAUCACAAGUCACUUAAACACAGGAAAGUAGACUACUGUUUUUGUGAAACGUUCCAUUGUGAAAUAAAAUGAAAGCAAUAUGUACUGCCUUUUUUGCAGUUUGCUAUUAAAGCACAGUGUCUUACAGCACAAAAUACAGAUAAACUAAAAUCAUUUAAGAAAUGAUUUGCAGUUUUAACAGUUGUCUGGACUGAAAAAAAUAUAUAGUACUGUAUUAUUAUUAGCCCAUGUCCUGACUUCUGAUUUAAUCUUCUUCAUAGCUUAACUCAUCUUGUGCCUUUCCCUCUCUUUUCAAAAUAGUCACCGGCUGAAGAUUUUUAUGGUCAUGGAUUUUAUUUUGUCUUGGCCUCUCCUCACAUGUGGAGGAACAGCACCAAGCUUGCACCUCUUUGCACUAUUCUCAAUUAAAAAAGUGAUUGUUGCAAUAAGACUUUAACAUGCUACAUAAAAGAAUAAAUUGAAAGAGGAAAAUAUUCAGUUGGGGUUCAAUUUAUGGUAAGUAGCUUGAAAACGUAGUUUUAAAGCUUUUUCUUAUCUUGUUUAAUGAAAAAGAUCUCUUACGCCACGUAUGACCUCCAGCCAGAAGUAUAAUUGUCAGUACGAUUGUUUUGGUAUUUCAGAGCAACAGCUUGUGCUAAGACCUCUUCCUUUUCUCUAUUGACCUAGAACUUUGCACUGAAACUUUAUUACUGCCUUUUAUGACCUACAGCUACCUGUCUCUGGAAGCAUGUGCGAUCUUUGAUAAAAGUUCUUUAUUUUUACAACUCGGGCUGUGUAGAAAUCCCCGUCGCCUGCCUUAACGCGAGGGCUCUGUCAGGGCUCGCCGCUGCCUUGCUCUCCCUUGUGCUCGUUACUCGGACACUGUGACUGAGGUAGUGCUACAGCUAAGGGAAGCGAGUGCCACCAAAUCCUUUGUCUCCCUUUGUCUAUGUAUCUGUAAGAACCAAAUACUUUAAUUAAACGAGCUCGUUAAUAAAGAUGUACAAUAUUGCCCUCCGUCGUGCCCGUACUGAGCGGGUUAAAUGUGACUCCGUAUCUGUCCUGUAAGUACAUUAAACGCUAUUCUGAGUUAAAAACA
Neopsephotus bourkii (Bourke's parrot) is the source of this 7630-nucleotide messenger RNA. RefSeq names its product phosphatidylinositol-4-phosphate 3-kinase catalytic subunit type 2 alpha (gene PIK3C2A). Lineage: Eukaryota; Metazoa; Chordata; Aves; Psittaciformes; Psittacidae. The coding region runs from base 405 to 5582 and encodes 1725 amino acids. The record is from RefSeq and is a predicted model, not a curated record. Gene Ontology annotation, molecular function: 1-phosphatidylinositol-3-kinase activity; phosphatidylinositol binding; 1-phosphatidylinositol-4-phosphate 3-kinase activity. Gene Ontology annotation, biological process: phosphatidylinositol-3-phosphate biosynthetic process; phosphatidylinositol-mediated signaling; cell migration. Gene Ontology annotation, cellular component: plasma membrane; cytoplasm; phosphatidylinositol 3-kinase complex. The transcript is spliced from 34 exons.